AUGAGAUUCAGACAGAAUAAUAAUAAUAAUAAUGAUACCGAUCGAAGGGUUCAAACGAAUCAAUGUUUAGACACAAGAAGUUCUGAUGCCAAUAUUGUGGAUAAUGAUUUCUCCGAUUCACUGUCAUCAUUAGCAUCUUCAGUGGAGAAAACACCUCCAGAAUACAUCAACAACAAACCGUUUAAAUCUAAAAGCACUCAGAGAGGAGUAUAUAUCCCGCCACACAAAUCAAAGCGUGGAGGGUCUAGUUAUAGAAAGAAGGAGCGUGAUCAUCUGAGUGUAACAUUAACACCGGAAGAGCGGGAGAAGAAUAAACAAAGAUUGGCUAGGUUUGGAAGAUCUAAGUCAACUCCUAAAGAAGAAUUUGGGCUAGUAAGCAGAGGAAAUGAUACCAGACUUCGUAAUAAUGAACAUGACAGGGUAGCGUUUUAUCGCCAGAUUUUAUUUCAGUUUGUUCGUUUUUGCUCUUGCAGCACCCCAAAUUCUUUACAUCUAGGUCUAACAAAAUUGCUUAAUGAAGAAGAUUAUCAAAGUUUAGAGAGUCCAGAGAACAAUGCUUCCGAUCCAGAGAAUAUUACCAUGGACUCUAUACUAUUGUCAACUCGAAAAUUGCGUGAAGCUCUUCUUUGUGAUCCGCCAAGUGCAUUUCAUAAAAAAGUCUUUAUGUUUUCGGUUCGUAUAUCUUCGGUUUUGGGCCAUUACCAGACAUACAUACCGAGUAUUAAUUAUCUAAUACUACAUAGAGCAGAAUUGGAUCUUUCUGACCUGGAGUUUGAAGAGAUAGUAACUAUCCUAAUACUUCAUCUUGUACAUUUAAAUGAGAAUAUAGCACAAGCAAUUCGAUUAUUUUUCAGAUACAUCCCCCACAAAAAAGAGAUUUUAACUGUUAUCCAAAGCUGGAUCAACGGGAAUUACUACCAUUGGAUCAGAAUUUACAACGAAGAAAGAAAUGAAGCCAUUCUUUCUUUAAUGAAAUUGGGUCAUGAUAAAAUGGUUUGUCAUCUAAUAAAAACCAUAGGCUGUUGCUAUUACACGUUGCAAAAAUCUGAUCUUGAACAAAACUAUUUGCCGCAUGACUUGAGUUUUGACGAUCUUGUUUCCAAACACAAUAUCAACUGGAAACUCUCUGAUGACGGUAAAACUGUUGUCAUUAGAGAGAGAAGAAAGAAGGUGGUUUCUUAA
Messenger RNA from Candida dubliniensis CD36, 1182 nucleotides. RefSeq lists its product as uncharacterized. The coding region runs from base 1 to 1182 and encodes 393 amino acids. The record is from RefSeq and is a predicted model, not a curated record. The transcript has a single exon. Lineage: Eukaryota; Fungi; Ascomycota; Pichiomycetes; Serinales; Debaryomycetaceae.